This is a messenger RNA of Manis javanica (Malayan pangolin), 2884 nucleotides long. It is a transcript of the gene LDLRAP1, whose product is annotated as low density lipoprotein receptor adaptor protein 1. Gene Ontology annotation, cellular component: early endosome. NCBI's taxonomy places the organism in Eukaryota, Metazoa, Chordata, Mammalia, Pholidota, Manidae. The record is from RefSeq and is a predicted model, not a curated record.
AGGGGAGGAGCGCGGAGCCCGCGCGCAGCCCGGCCCCGGCAGAAAGUUUUCCCUGACGGAGUUUUGGCGGCGGCGGCGGCCGGAGCGGCCAUGGACGCCCUCAAGUCCGCCGGGCGGGCGCUGAUCCGGAGCCCCAGCCUUGCGAAGCAGAGCUGGGGCGGCGGCGGCCGGCACCGGAAGCUGCCGGAGAACUGGACAGACACUCGGGAGACACUGCUGGAGGGGAUGCUCUUCACCCUCAAGUACCUGGGCAUGACGCUGGUGGAGCAGCCCAAGGGCGAGGAGCUGUCGGCUGCUGCUGUCAAGAGGAUUGUGGCCACGGCCAAGGCCAGUGGGAAGAAGCUGCAGAAAGUGACUCUCAAGGUGUCACCACGGGGAAUUAUCCUGACUGACAACAUCACCAACCAGCUCAUCGAGAAUGUGUCCAUUUACAGGAUCUCCUACUGCACAGCAGACAAGAUGCAUGACAAAGUGUUUGCAUACAUCGCGCAGAGCCAGCACAACGAGAAUCUCGAGUGCCACGCCUUUCUGUGCACCAAGCGGAAAAUGGCCCAAGCUGUCACCCUCACAGUAGCCCAGGCCUUCAAAGUUGCCUUUGAAUUUUGGCAGGUGUCCAAGGAAGAGAAGGAGAAAAGAGAAAAAGUGAGCCAAGAAGGAGGGGACGUCCUGGGUGGGGGCCACCACGACAGUGCCCCCGCGUUGAGGAGCCUGGUCGCCACUGGGAACCUGCUGGACUUGGAAGAGAUGGCCAAGGCCCCGCUGUCCACAGUCAGCGCUAAUACCACCAACAUGGAUGAGGCACCAUGGCCUCAAGCCUUGACCAGCAGCAGUGUUGUCUGGGAGCUGGAUGAUGGCCUGGAUGAAGCGUUUUCAAGGCUUGCCCAAUCUCGGACGAACCCUCAGGUUCUGGACACUGGACUGACGGCACAGGACAUCCAUUAUACCCAGUGCCUCUCGCCUGUCGACUGGGACAAGCCUGACAGCAGCGGAGCCGAGCACGAUGACCUCUUCAGCUUCUGAGGCCCUGGGCGCUGGCAGGAUGCGUGACGGACCAAAGCCACUUGUGGCAUGGGGGUCAGCUCCAGGACCCCAAGCUGCCCUCUUCCGGUCAGCAUAGCUGUCAGCCUGCCUGCUGAUAAAGCUGUGGCCAGUCAAGCAGGGGGAUGGAGAGGUUUUUUUUUAAACCCCACUCUUUCUCUAAAAACUGAAAGAUGCCUUGAAUAUUUAUUCAGUGACUCUGGUUCAGCUCGGAAGCUGGUUUUGCAUCAGGCACGAGCAUAGUGUUCUGACCAGCUUCCUGCGCUCUCCUGAGCAAGUUCUGCUCUGCUGUGGGUGUCAGUACAACGAACCAAAGUAUUUUGUCCCUUCUCUCUCUCUGAGGACCCAGAUUUCCCUGAGGCUCCCCUGCUUCUCACUGACAGCCAGAUCAUUCAUCUCUGUCAUCUUUGGAGCACAGGAGAGCACCCCAGCUUCAGGAGAGCAAGCAUCCUCAGGCCUUCCGGAGCCCCUGGCCCUGGGGGCUUGGAGACAGAGGGGUGACGCCUGACCAAAGACAGUACAUUAAAGCACUUUAAAGCAUACACAGCAGGUGUGGCCCCCAGGGGCUCCCCGAUGGUGCUGCAUUGCACAGAGCUUUCUGCCCCGCCAUGAGAAAGGGCCCCAAGUUCCUGUGGAUGACCCCAUCAUGCUCGGAACCAGUGUAACUGGCUGCCCAUGGACCCUCAGAGUCUGCGACAGUGGGAGUCGUCUGUAUGUGACUGCCCUGCGCUGGGGGUCCCCCACCCCUUCCUUCUCCCCCCAGACGAGGAGGCUGUGCCCAUUCUUCUGUUUGUCUGUGUGUCUGUGUGGGAAUGCCCCUGAGCCCCACCUCCCAGGACUUCCUGGGGUAAUGAGUGAAACCCCAACACCUAAGAAUAUUUUGUUGCCAUUUUACAGAUGAAGACACCAAGGCCCCAGGUGGAAGGGGUGGCGUCGAAUGGAACCAGGUCUGGAGCCAAAGCUGCCUUCUCACUCCACCUCCCACAGCUCACAACUCCUUUUUUUCAAGCUUUGUUGUCCUCCCAGGAACCAAAAAACCCCAGCUAUUUUCUGACCAAAAUGUGUUUCAUAACAAACCAUCUGGUGCCUUUCUAUGCAGAGCUGGCACGCGCCUCUGUGCCCUGCUAGCUGUCUUGCUGCUGGUUUCUGUGAAAAUGGAAGUGUUUGAUGCUAAUUCAGAGGUAAAACAAAACCAAACUCCAGAAGCAUCACGCAAUUCUGUCCGGACACUUGACCCUGAGCCAGGCCAUGCCAGCAGCAGUCUGUUCUCAGUCUCCCUUCUUCCCCGUUCAUCCCACGGGUGUCCUAGCAUCCUGAAACCGAGCAAGCUGCCAGCACCUUCCUCCUGAGGUGCCUCCCAGGCCCGGCUUUGCUAAACUUGAGUCACUGAUGCUAGUUGGAGCAGGUUUCACUAGCCCAGGAAUCGCACCACAUCUCCUAGAAUCUACUUGUCUAAGUGCUUGAAUGGGAGCACAAAGAAGUGCCUGGGGAGGAGAGGGGUGGUAUUUGUAGGGGUCUUUAUCAGAAGAUGGGGAGAAUUCCUUUCCCUGCCCAGCUCCUGUACCCCCAGUGCCAACCCCAGACCUUCUUGGUAUCAGCUCCCAUGUCUGUUAUGAGGCAGCACAGGUUGGGUCUGACAUAGGCCAUCCUUGGCACAAGGGUCCAGUGGGCCUGAGGAAGGCUGUGCUGUGUGAGUUGACUUGCGGCCUGUGUCUCGGUCCCUGGCUGACAAGCAGUCGGUGUGCUCCCUGUAUGUCUACUGAUACGUUGUGUUGUACUUCACUGUGUUGCUGUAAAGGAAGUUCUAAUGAGGAAAGAAUAAUAAACAUUCUCUUUGAAAUACAAA